AUGAUUCUUAAUCUUUAAUUACUAUGGUUAUUAUAAAUUUAGGGCUCUCUGUUUUAUUUUUAGCUUUUACAUCUUAGUUUAUUUCUAAGUAUUACAAAGAUGACUAUAUUUAUUUUUUCUAUUUCAUUGCAUUUUUUGGAUAUUUUGUAGAUAUUAGGAUUCCUUGUGUCUUGUAAGCCCGAAUUAUUGAUCACUUAGAAGAAUGGUAAAGAAAUUCAAUAGUUUUUCUACAACUUACAUAAAUUGUGUAUGUAUUUGUUUAAUUUUUCAUUUAGCACUUUAGAAUAUUUAAAGAUGAAAGUUUGUGCUUUUCUAUAUAAGCACUAAUAAUUCUGGCAUUGUCUAUAUUUUAAAUUAUAAUGA
Molecule: messenger RNA, 363 nt
Organism: Tetrahymena thermophila SB210
Lineage: Eukaryota; Ciliophora; Oligohymenophorea; Hymenostomatida; Tetrahymenidae
Product: transmembrane protein, putative
Exons: 1
Source: RefSeq, a predicted model, not a curated record